UGGCACUAGCAAUGAGAAUCACGUAACAUAUGGCUGUCUGCCAUUAUCUCUCACUGUUCCAAUAGAUAAUACACUCACCAACCACAUAUUAAAUAGUGUGAGACAGUGACCUAAGGUAGGAGCACAACGAAAGAAGCCAUAAGAAGAGAUUCUAGAUCUAAGCUCUUCCAUUUGCUUUUCUGCAUAAUUCACUCCUUCAUUUAUAAAGAUUUCAGGCGGUAGAAACUUGUAAGAGGAUGGCAUGUGAUUAUUUUGACCAGACUCAAUCAUUUUCAAUUAUACCAACUAUGAUUUCUUUGAUUAAAUAUAUAAGGAGAAUGAUCAAAAGAAAGUUGAAGAAAUUAGGGUUUUGAGGCCCACAAGAGGUUCAACAUUCUCUCAAGACUCAAAGGUUCCUUCAAUCAAUAUUCAAGCCCAAGGAUGGCUCAGUUUAAGGCAGACAACUCUCCAGAUCGCCUGAAGCGCCAAAUUAGGGUUGUGACCUAAUUUCACCAGAGGAUUGACUUUUAAUCAGGAGAUGAUUCCAAGACUCAAAAUAUGAUUCAAAGGCCUUCAUAUCAACAUUAUAUUCCAUUCAUGUCAUUCAACGGAGGAGAAGACCGCAAAAAAGUUGUUCAUCUGAAAAAAGUCAACUACAGUAAAAAAUCAAGAUUUUUGGUCAACAUCAAUUAUUUGAAGUAAUAUUCAUCAUUUGAUCAAGUAUUGAUCAUAAUUCAUCAAGAAAAUUUCAGAAAUUAACAAAACUCAAAAUUGCAAAAUUAGAGUUUUUUACCUAAAAGUUAACUGAACUUUGACCAACCAUAACUUUCUCCUCGUUCAUCAGAAAAAUUCCAACCAAAGCUCAUUCCCAAGGAAAUUCAAUUCUGUACAACUUUUAUAUUGGGUCCGAGGUCAAGAAAUGCUUCCACCUAAGAGAUAUAAGCCAAAACAUUACAUGUCAUUUUCAAAGUCAACAAAAAGCAGUUUUUUGUCAAAGCCCAUAUCAUCAAGAUAACUUCUCCAAAUGCAAAAACGCUUUCAAGGUGGCUUGUAGAGGACAUCUUGGGCUUUCCAAAAAGUACAAGAACACUUUCAUAGGAUCAAAAUUGACGGAGAUAUGCCUUGAUGAAGUUCGUCUUUUUUUUGGAAAAUGCAUGAAACAAGUAAUGACUAAAACUUGUUUUUUUUUUCAAAAAGGCCAAAUCUUUUGUGAUUCAAUCUUGAUUCUCAUAUGUUUAAAGACAUUCACAAUCUAUCCAUGGUUCAUGACAUUUUAUUUCAUUUUUUGAUUAAAUUUUAUUCAUUUAAAAUUUAAUUAAAGUGAGAUAAUUCAUAGAUAUUAUCAAAGAUUCUCAUGUGAUGCAAGCAAUGACAUAUUCCAAGCAUCUAAGAUAUUAUUGCAAGAUUGAAGAGAAUAAUACUUGAGUGACUAAACCAUGGUUAAGUUUUUUAACCUAGCAUAAAAGAAUAUUCCAUUCUUUUUCCACAAAAUUAAUCAUGACAAUUUCCACUUGCUUGGCCUCCAAGAUCAAACUCUUUGCCUAUAAAUAGAGCUUCAUUUUCUUCAUUCAAGAGGAAAAAAAGAGGAGGAACACAACAACAACAACAAUCACCACAAAGUCAUAGCUUAAGUUUAUAUUUUUCAAAAGUUUCAAGAAACUUGUAAAAAAUCAAGGCUCAUUCAAAUAGCCACCUUCAAUCAAUUUCAAUCACUCUAUUCCACUCUUGGGACAUCAUAGAGUAAGUACAAUGUAAUUUUUAAUAUGUAGUAGUGUUAGGAGUUCAUGAAUUAAAAACUCCAUAUUUAUGCAUAUUUUCAAUUUCUCAAAAAAAAAUGUUUUAAUUUUAGUUUUAAGUUGAUAAAAUGUUUAUUUAAUUUUUAACAUAAAAAUAUUUUAUUUCUUUUCAUAAUUAAUUUAUUUUGCUUAAUUAAUUAGUAAUUAUGUAAAUAUAGCUUUUUAAUUAUUUUCAACCAAUCAAAAAACUCCAGAAAUAUUUUCCUUUUAGAUUUAGGUUUAUAUUUUUAUAAUCUAAUUUUUGACAUAAAAAAUAAUAUUUUUCUUGUUAAGUUUAAUUAUUUGUAUAAUUAUUUGUUUAAUUAGCUUGUUAAUUAACUUAAAAUCAAUUCCAAAAAAAUCACAAAAAAAAUUAAUUAAGUUUAAUUUGUUUUAUAUUUAUUUUUGUAUAUUAUUUGAUAUUAUUUCUUAUCUUUUUCUUUGUCCCGAAUUGGAAUAAAAGAUCAAAUAUGGCAGAGAUUGUAUGCAGUUGAUUUAAGACUUUUGGAAAUUUAUCGUGUAGUCGCUAUGAUUCUAUCAAGCAUCUGAUAAAUUUUCAUUAACUUUAAAUCCGAGAUCAUCAUUCACUAACCAUCGAUCUUCACUAACAUCGUGGAUAUACUUGACUAGCUUCAAGAUGAUUCGCGUGCUAACAUACUAACAAUUGACUUUAAUUUCCGCAUUUUAUUAUAUUGUUCUUUAUAUUUCUUGUUUUAUGCUUUAUUUUAUCAUUCGUAUUAUUUAUGUUUAUGUUAUUUUCUCUUGGUCCAUUUGGACAUAUUAUUUAUGUUUCUGUUAUUUUCUCUUUGUCCAUUUGGACGUAUUAUUUAUGUUUCUGUUAUUUUCUUUUUGUCCAUUUAGACGUAUUAUUUAUGUUUCUGUUAUUUUCUCUUUGUCCAUUUGGACGUAUUAUUUAUGUUUAUGUCAUUUUCUCUUUGUCCAUUUGGACAUAUUAUUUAUGUUUCCGCUAUUUUUUUUCUUUGUCCAUUUGGACAUAUUAUUUAUGUUUCCGCUAUUUUUUCUUUGUCCAUUUGGACAUAUUAUUUAUGUUUCCGCUAUUUUUCUUUGUCCAUUUGGACAUAUUAUUUAUGUUUCCGCUAUUUUCUCUUUGUCCAUUUGGACAUAUUAUUUAUGCUUCCGCUAUUUUUUCUUUUUUCAUUUGGACGCAUUAUUUAUGUUUCCGUCAUCUUCCUUUUGUCCACUUGGACCAUAUUUUUACCUUUGAGCUAAAACAUUAAUAAUCAAGAUAAAACUUAAAAAAAGCACUUUGCACAUUUGCACCUCUAUGGUUUUCCCUCUUAUUACUUUUUUUUAAUCAUACCAUCAUUUAAGAAAAGUAUUAAAUGCGUAGGAAAGAUCUUAUAAAUUGAGAGUAGGUAACUCCUAAUUGCUUGCUCAAACACCUUUCAUUUAUAAACAACGUAUUUUCAAAACUUCUCAUCUAUUUUCAAAACUUUCAUCUGGUAUUUGAAGGGCAUUAUUCCCGGUGAAACUCUUCAGACCUAUGUGACCGAGUGUCCAUCUUCACUUCUUCUGUUUUCAAAUCAAUUUCAAAACUGUUUUCAAUCAAAACUUUCAAUCACUGUUUUCACAAAAAACAAAUUUCAAAAGAUAAAACUUUGUAGGCAUCCGCCAAGGAUUAUUACAAAGUCAAACCAUUCAAAAAAUGAUAUUUGUAUACAUCCGCCAAGGAUUAUUACAAAGUCAAAACAUUUUCCAACACACACCCACACCCACUUUUCAAGCAAACAAAAUCAAACAAGGCAAAAAGUCAUCUAAGCAAAAUUAAGAGCCCAUGGAUAACCAUGGAUACAAAGGGUGCUUAAAACCUUCCCUUUGUAUAACCAACCCCCCGAACCCAAAAUCUGUCAAAAGGUCUUUCCUGUUCUUUUAUGCCUUUCCUAUUUGGAUAAAAUAAAAGUCGGUGGCGACUCUUGCAAAAAUAUAAAAAAAUCAAUAAAAAAAGAGUAAGGAGUCAGUUCGCCUAAAAAAACCGAGUUUACAAAACUGGCAACUCUGCUGGGGACUGAAAAAUAUUUUUCAAAGAGGGGUUACCUUAGAGUUUUUGAUCACUUUAAUAUUUGCUUAUACUUAUUUAUUUUGUUAUUUUUUGCUAUUUUGGAUAUAUGUGUGGUUCCGUCACUUGAGAUACAUUAUGGACAAAUCCUAACCCGGAUUAAGUACACAUAAAAAUUAGGUGGAGGGUAUAGUCAUGUAUGGCAUACAAGGAGUUCAGUCCUUAACAAGCUGUCAUGAGAAUCCUUCUGCUCAGUGGAGGUUCCUUGCUGGUAGUAUAUGUUUAGCAAGUUCAGUUGCGAAAACAUUAUUGCUUUCAUUGAGCUGUAGAAGCUGAGUUGGCCGUAGAACCCAUUAUCCCAUCCUGGCCUUAUUAGGUUGUGAUGCAGAAACUAUUCAGGUGUAGGCUUGGAUUAGUUGUCAUGCGGGUAAUCACACACAGAUGAGUUGUUCUUGAGAAUAUUAUUGGCUCACAAGUUCAGUUGUGCAAGCCGGUAAUAUCCGAAAGAAGAAUGUGGACUCUGACGUAUCAGUAGAACAUGUUGUGCUGGUGAUUAACCCCUAGUACUAUCCCAUGUUUGGUUCUUUGACCUCAUGCUCGUGACGUUGAACUUUUGAACCUAUCUUAUGUGCACCAUGUUUAUGCUACCAUGUCUGUAUAUGUGGCAUUCAUGCAUUAUGCAUACAUACAUCCAGGUUACCCAUGAAACUUAUCCUUGUCUGUCUCCAUCUUCAUAGAUUGUCUGUCUACCGUCAAGCUGAUUCCCUCACACAAGUACGGAACUAGAGCCAACGUCAGGUAAAGAAUGGAGUAUCAAGAGCAACAUAACGUAGAGGUCAGAAUGUAAAUAGAGGAUUUGAAGUCAAGUAUGACCAAGCUCACUGAAAUGCUGCAAGUUUUGAUUGCUAGAGGGGAACCGCCUCAGAAGACUGUCAUUGUUGAAGUCCCAAGUGCUGAUGUUGACCCUCAACCCACUCAAACACCACCUUCAACAUGGCCUGAGUUUGGUUUGCCACCUGAUUUUACUCCUCCCUAUGAGAAGACUCCUGGUAUUGGUCAAUCAUCACGACCUGUGAUGGGUCAAACUUCAAACCCAGUUAUUUGUGCUCCUAUCAUGACUGAAUCUCAGCCCAUUGUGCAUACUGUUGCUCAGCAUGCUUAUGAGAAUCCUCUAUUUGAAUACCAAGCUGCCAAUUCCCAAAAUGGAAGCCAAGGGGAUGCUGGAGAUAUUGAAGAUGUCAAAGAAUAGUAUCAGACUUUGGAGAAGCGAUUGAGAGCCAUGGAAGGCAAUAAUUACUUUGGGGUUGCUGCUAAGAAUAUGUGUUUGGUUUCUGAUUUUGUCAUGCCUGCAAAAUUCAAGACUCCUGAAUUUGAGAAAUACAAAGGGAACACCUGUCUAAAAAGCCAUUUGAUCAUGUACUAUCGGAAAAUGGCUGCUUAUACUCAAAAUGACAAACUGCUCAUCCAUUUUUUUCAAGAUAGUUUCAGCGGAGUUUCGCUAAAAUGGUAUAUGGGACUCGAGAGGAGUCGUAUUCAUUGUUUCCAAGACCUAACUGAUGCUUUCAUGAAGCAAUAUAAGUAUAAUUUGGACAUGGCACCUGAUCGCCGACAACUACAAAGCAUGUCCCAGAAAGAGAAAGAGUCUUUCAAGGAAUACACUCAACGCUGGAGAGAGCUUGCUUCUCAAGUAGAGCCACCUUUAGUUGAAAAGGAACUAACAGGCAUGUUUAUGGAUACUCUCUCACCUUUCUUCUGGGAGAAGAUGAUCGGUAGUGUGUCUUCCAACUUCACAGACUUGGUGACCAUUGGUCAGAGACUUGAACAAGGAAUCAAGAAUGGGAAAGUUACUCAUGUUAUUGAAUCCUCUAGUGGGGCGAGAAAGCCUUAUGGAAACUUCCAGAAGAGAAAUGAGACGAAUGCUGUGUUGGAAGACAGAAGAUCUCGUCAUAGACCUCAUAAUGGUGAUCAAUCUUAUGUGGCUGCUGUUGCUCCUGUGCGAGUUCAAGCUCCUCGACAUGAGGUUGCUAACCAAAAUCAGAUUCGUAAUAGGGUUGACUUUGACCCCAUCCCUAUGACUUAUACUGAAUUAUAUCCUGCAUUGGUUCAUAAAGGGUUGAUCACAACAAGAUCUAUGCCUCCUCCUCGGAAUCCUCUUCCAGAAGGUUUUAGGUCUGAUCUUUAUUGUCCUUUCCAUCAAGGGGCAGCGGGCCAUGAUUUAGAAAGAUGUUUCCCUUUGAAGGCCAGAGUUCAAGAGUUGAUUACAUCAAAGAUGUAAUCUUUUAACAAUGUUGGUCCCAAUGUUGUCACUAAUCCUUUGCCGAAUCAGAAUGGCUGAAAACGGGUCAGAGACAAUUAUCUCCCUAAAGCCAGUGUAUCAAGACAGGACAGCUCAUCCUCGUCAUUGAUUAGUCACUAGGCCAUGUUUCCUUACUGUUUGCAUUUCCUCAGUUGUAUUGUUUGCUUUAAACUUUGUUUAUUCCUGAAUGUUAGUUUUAAUGAAAUGAGCAUCGUAUGUUUGAAUUCAUUUUCAUCUACUAUGUCUGUGUUUAUGCUUCUUUUACAAAAAAAAUUCUAUUUUGCUUUCUCUAUCAAACUUGUGUUUUAUGCAAAGAUUGGAGGGAGGAUGAUGACAACGAAAUACCCAGGUUGUUGAAUUGUAUGCUUUCAAAUAAAAACUUUGUUGACGAUGUACAAGCAUUCCUUCAAUUCCUAAACACUGGAGAAAUAAGGAAGUUAAUCCCUCGUCAACCCUUUGAGCCUAGAAGUUGGUGUUUCUUUCUAUACGAAAUAACCCACAUUUUAACCCGGGGCAGGGUAGUUCCCAGUUAAUUUGGUUGUGCAUUCUAUUUUAAGAGAAUCAUUCAAUACACCUUUCAACAAGUGUUUUAAUCACAAGCUUUCCUCCGCAUACAUCAAAGAAAUGUUGGAGACGCCAAGCAAAAGUCGAUGAUGGUUCAUUAUAAUCAUUAAGCAGGAUAGUCACUAUCUUUCAAAAAAAGUAUAAAAAAAUAAAAUAAAAUAAAAAGCCUGCUAAGUCAAAAUCAAGAAAUGACUUAGGCAAAAUUAAGGCAUCCCACUGACUGUAAGUUCAAAAUAAACAGUUCAGGCAAAAGUUAGGGAUAUCAAAAGAUGAAAAAAUGAGAGACAAGUCAAUAAAUUCUUGAACCACAAAAUGUUGUGACUAUCAAAAGGAAAAAGUGACUGCCAUCUCUAAGUUUUCUUGGCUUGUGAACUAUCAUCAUUACAACAGGUAAAAUUCCAAAAGUCUCUUGGUACCUGAAUGCAUAUUUUUAAUUAACUGAGUUAAGGACAGAAGAUCAUCACGAAGAUGGGGUGGGUUACAAAAAUUUUGAGCCUUAUACCUUUUGUUUUUUUAAACCAUGAACCUGACCACAUUACAACCUUCAAAAGUCCUAAUUGAAGCAAGGUUUAUUUUGAAAGCAUACUACAACAAGGUUGCGUAAGCUGACUCCCAAGAGAUUUACCAAUCAUUUAUGUUGAUACCAUAUCUUUGCUUUAUCUUUCACGUUGAUUGUCUUAACCUUUAUGUUUUGACCAGUGAUUCCAUUUGCUUUACACAUAUAUAACAUCAUUCUAAAAGUGACUUUAAUUUCAAAAAUAUGUUUUGAGCAUUGCAUUAAAAUUACCAUUCUUGAAUGAACAUUUUAUUUGCAAGUAAGCACUCAUCUUCAAGGAAGUUCAAACAGUUGAGAAACUUGAUCAGUGAUCCUGUCAAGGGCACAUUCCUUCAAGAUUCUGUUGUUCAGAUGUUUAAUCAAGAUUUGUUGAUCCGAAUAUCCUCUGCAAGAUGUAUACUAUGGCAAGUCUUCCCAACAUUCAUUUCAAGAGUUGAAUCUGUGAUCAGUUCAUCCCCAACAUAGUUCAACUGAAGCCAUGAUCAGUUAACAUGCAACAAUUAUUCAAUCAGGGGCAAUCUUCUUCAGCAAUCCCCAAGCACAGUUUAUCAAUCCUUCUCACAGGAUCAUUUGUUUAAUACAGUUGUCAGUGUGACAAGAAGUUUGUUCAAGCAUCUUCUUUCCAAGCAGAGUUUUCAGAGUUCCCGUGUUAAGGAAUCAAAGCUCCAAUCUUGCCUCACAAAAGAGUAAAUCCCAGUUGUCAUAAAUAACUACAUUGCAUUGAGCAUUCAUCAUGCAUAGAAAAAUUUAACAUCAUGUAUAGAAACAAACUCGUGCUCAUUUAUAUUUUUCCAAGUCUUGUUGUUAUCAACAUCUUACCUUGAGAUCAAAGUCCAACUUACUUGGCAUUGACCUUUAAUAUUAUUCAAUCACGCUUUACUCUUGAUUGAUCUUUAUUUAUAUUCAAUCAUGUUUUACUCUUGAUGUUGUUUGAUCGUGCUUUACUCUCGGUUGGUGUCUCAAUCAUGUUUUACUCUUGAUGUUGUUUGAUCGUGCUUUACUCUCGGUUGGUGUCUCAAUCAUGUUUUACCCUUGAUGUUGUUCAAUCAUGUUUUACUCUUGAUGACCUUUGAUGUUAUCCAAUCAUGGUUUACUCUUGAUUUCUUUUGAUACUAUUCAAUCAUGUUUUACUCUUGAUUGCCUAUGAUGUUAUCCAAUCAUGGUUUACUCUUGAUUGCUUUUGACACUAUUCAAUCAUGUUUUAGUCUUGAUUGCCUGUGAUGACGUUCAAUCAUGUUUUACUCUUGAAUGCCUCUGUCAAUUUAUACUCCUUUCCAAAUUCAUUCAUAUUUUACUCUUGAAUUAUUUCUGAUGUGGGUUCCAGAGAUUUUUCUUUCUGAACGUCUCUGUUGAUUUCUUGUCCAAAGUUCCUUUCACGUUUUACUCUUGAAAGCUUCUGUUGACUGUUUCUUUCUUUUGUGAAGUCGGAUUCUAUUACUGGAUGACGCAUACCUUUUCCCCAGCGGAGUCUGUUUACUUCUCCCCUGUGGUGUCCUGUUUCCAUCUUGUGGAAAACAUAUGCAUUCAUAAUCAUAAGCAUUACAUUGCAUCUCAGGUUCAAAAAUUGUGUUUUAUAUAUAUAUAUAUAUAUAUAUAUUUAAGUCUCUUCAAUCACAUCGAAACGAAGAUUUCCAAUCUUACAAUCUCCGGAUAGAAGAAACUUAAAUAGGGGCAUCUGUUGCAACCCAAUUUUAGACCUCUGAGAUCCCAUCAUUUUUCUAAGUAUCAUGAUCAUUAUCAUUAUCAUUUAUCAUCAUGCAUAUUUUUAUUUACUAACAAAAAUAUAUAAAAAAAAAAGUUUGUUGCUUGUGUGUCAAAAAUAGGAGAAUGAUCAAAAGAAAGCUGAAGAAAUUAGGGUUUUGAGGCCCACAAUAGGUUCAACAUUCUCCCAAGACUCAAAGGUUCCUUCAAUCAAUAUUCAAGUCCAAUGAUGGCUCAGUUUAAGGCAGACAACUCUCCAGAUCGCCUGAAGCGCCAAAUUAGGGUUUUGACCUAAUUUCACCAGAGGAUUGACUUUUAAUCAGGAGAUGAUUCCAAGACUCAAAAUAUGAUUCAAAGGCCUUCAUAUCAACAUUAUAUUCCAUUCAUGUCAUUCAACGGAGGAGAAGACCUUGAUUCAUUGAAAGAUCGCAAAACCGUUGUUCAUCUGAAAAAAGUCAACUGCAGUCAAAAAUCAAGAUUUUUGGUCAACAUCAAUUAUUUGAAGUAAUAUUCAUCAUUUGAUCAAGUAUUGAUCAUAAUUCAUCAAGAAAAGUUCAGAAAUCAACAAAACUCAAAAUUGCAAAAUUAGAGUUUUUUACCUAAAAGUCAACUGAACUUUGACCAGCCAUAACUCUCUCCUCGUUCAUCAGAAAAAUUCCAACCAAAGCUCAUUCUCAAGGAAAUUCAAUUCUCUACAACUUUGAUGUUGGUUCCGAGGUCAAGAAAUGCUUCCGCCUAAGAGAUAUAAGCCAAAACAUUACAGGUCAUUUUCAAAGUCAACAAAAGGAUUUUUUGUCAAAGCCCAUAUCAUCAAGAUAACUUCUCCAAAUGCAAAAACGUUUCCAAGGUGGCUUGUAGAGGACAUCUUGGGCUUUCCAAAAAGUACAAGAACACUUUCAUAGGAUCAAAAUUGAGGGAGAUAUGCCUUGAUGAAGUUCGUCUUUUUUUUGGAAAAUGCAUGAAACAAGUAAUGACUAAAACAUGUUUUUUUUUUCAAAAAGGCCAAAUCUUUUGUGAUUCAAUCUUGAUUCUCAUAUGUUUAAAGACAUUCACAAUCUAUUCAUGGUUCAUGACAUUUUAUUUCAUUUUUUGAUUAAAUUUUAUUCAUUUAAAAUUUACUUAAAGUGAGAUAAUUCAAAGAUAUUAUCAAAGUUCUCAUGUGAUGCAAGCAAUGACAUAUUCCAAGCAUCUAAGAUAUUAUUGCAAGAUUGAAGAGAAUAAUACUUGAGUGAUUAAACCAUGGUUAAGUUUUUUAACCUAGCAUAAAAGAAUAUUCCAUUCUUUUUCCACAAAAUUAAUCAUGACAAUUUCCACUUGCUUGGCCUCCAAGAUCAAACUCUUUGCCUAUAAAUAGAGCUUCAUUUGCUUCAUUCAAGAGGAAAAAAAAGAGGAGGAACACAACAACAACAACAAUCACCACAAAGUCAUAGCUUAAGUUUAUAUUUUUCAAAAGUUUCAAGAAACUUGUAAAAAAUCAAGGCUCAUUCAAAUAGCCACCUUCAAUCAAUUUCAAUCACUCUAUUCCACUCUUGGGACAUCAUAGAGUAAGUACAGUGUAAUUUUUAAUAUGUAGUAGUGUUAGGAGUUCAUGAAUUAAAAACUCCAUAUUUAUGCAUAUUUUCAAUUUCUCAAAAAAAAGUUUUAAUUUUAGUUUUAAGUUGAUAAAAUGUUUAUUUAAUUUUUAACAUAAAAAUAUUUUAUUUCUUUUCAUAAUUAAUUUAUUUUGCUUAAUUAAUUAGUAAUUAUGUAAAUAUAGCUUUUUAAUUAUUUU
This is a messenger RNA of Vicia villosa (hairy vetch), 10659 nucleotides long. RefSeq lists its product as uncharacterized. The record is from RefSeq and is a predicted model, not a curated record. The transcript has 3 exons. The coding region runs from base 5051 to 6046 and encodes 331 amino acids. Lineage: Eukaryota; Viridiplantae; Streptophyta; Magnoliopsida; Fabales; Fabaceae.